Molecule: messenger RNA, 7657 nt
Organism: Seriola aureovittata
Lineage: Eukaryota; Metazoa; Chordata; Actinopteri; Carangiformes; Carangidae
Gene: ints1
Product: integrator complex subunit 1
Exons: 48
Coding region: 163-6732 (2189 amino acids)
Biological process (GO): U2 snRNA 3'-end processing
Cellular component (GO): integrator complex
Source: RefSeq, a predicted model, not a curated record
AGACAAAGCUACAAUGGCUCAAUCUCUCUGCUAGCUUUGAGUUGCAUUAACGUUACAUAUUGUUGCAAGUGGAGCGUUCAGAUUGACAACGAUCCGUUUUAUGAAGCCGUUUAAACAGACUAAUCUAAACUAGGUAAUGACACCUGCUGUGACUUUGUCAAGAUGAAUCGUCCAAAACCCACAACUCUCAGGCGCCCCAGUGCUGCCAAACCAUCAGCUCACCCACCACCAGGAGAUUUCAUUGCCCUUGGAUCAAAGAGCCAGGGUGGAGAGCCCAAAGCCCCUGCUGUCCUCCUGAAACCAGCAUCCACAGGUCUACCAGCCGACCGUAAGAGAGAGACUUCCUCCACUCUGCCUUCCUCAUCGGGUCUGUCCAGCCUCGCCAAGCGUCCCAAACUAUCCACCACCCCUCCAGUCAGUGCCCUGGGAAGACUCGCUGAUGUAGCAGCUGUGGACAAGAGGGCAAUAUCGCCCUCAAUAAAGGAGCCUUCAGUGGUGCCUAUUGAAGUGUCACCGGCAGUGCUGCUGGAUGAGAUUGAAGCUGCAGAGUCUGAAGGAAACGACGAUCGCAUUGAGGGACUCCUGUGUGGAGCAGUGAAACAACUCAAGAUGAACCGAGCCAAACCUGACAUCACACUGUAUCUCAGUCUCAUGUUCCUGGCCAAAAUCAAGCCCAAUGUUUUUGCUACUGAAGGAAUUAUUGAGGCGUUGUGUAGCCUCCUGCGUCGGGAUGCUUCUAUCAACUUUAAAGCAAAGGGGAACAGCCUGGUGUCCGUUCUUGCUUGCAAUCUGCUGAUGGCAGCCUACGAGGAAGAUGAGAACUGGCCAGAGAUUUUUGUGAAAGUGUACAUUGAGGACUCUUUGGGGGAAAGAAUCUGGGUUGACAGUUCUCACUGUAAGAAUUUUGUCGACAACAUCCAGACGGCUUUUGGCACAAAGAUGCCUCCAAAGAGUAUGCUGCUGCAGGCCGACACUGGCCGCUCUGGAGGAGAUCUCAGUGCAGGUAGCAGCCCCCACCCCUCAACCCCUGAUGAGGAUGACAGCCAGACUGAAUUACUGAUAGCAGAGGAGAAACUCAGCCCAGAGGAUGAAGGGCAAGUGAUGCCGAGGUAUGAGGAACUGGCAGAGAGUGUGGAGGACUAUGUGCUCGACGUCCUCAGGGAUCAGUUGAACCGCAGGCAGCCGAUGGACAACGUGUCGCGGAAUCUGUUGCGUCUGCUCACGGCCACGUGCGGCUACAAAGAGGCGCGACUCAUGGCUGUGCAGAGGCUGGAGAUGUGGCUCCAGAACCCGAAGCUGACUCGACCGGCCCAGGACCUCCUCAUGUCUUUGUGUAUGAACUGCAACACCCACGGAGCAGAUGACAUGGAGGUGAUCUCCAACCUGAUCAAGAUCCGGCUCAAACCGAAAGUCCUCCUCAACCACUACAUGCUGUGUGUCAGGGAGCUGCUGAACGCACACCGAGACAACCUGGGCACUAUGGUCAAGCUGGUGAUCUUCAAUGAGCUGUCCAAUGCCAGGAAUCCCAACAACAUGCAAGUCCUCCAUACAGUGCUCCAGCACAGCCCAGAACAGGCUCCAAAGUUCUUGGCGAUGGUGUUCCAGGACCUGCUUACCAAUAAGGACGAUUACCUCCGUGCCUCCCGAGCUUUGCUGAGAGAGAUCAUCAAACAAACCAAGCAUGAGAUUAACUUCCAGUCCUUCUGCUUUGGUUUAAUGCAGGAGAGAAAGGAGGCCAGCUACGUGGACAUGGAGUUCAAAGAGCGUUUUGUCAUCCAAGUGACAGAUUUACUGACCGUUUCCAUGAUGCUGGGCAUCACUGCUCAGGUCAAAGAAGCCGGCAUUGCGUGGGACAAAGGCGAGAAGAAGAAUCUGGAGGUCCUGAGGUCAUUCCAGAAUCAGAUCGCUUCCAUACAGAGAGACGCCGUGUGGUGGCUUCACACCGUGGUUCCCACCAUCAGCAAAGUUGGCGCAAAAGACUACGUUCACUGCCUUCACAAAGUGCUUUUCACAGAGCAACCUGAGACAUAUUACAAGUGGGACAACUGGCCUCCUGAGAGUGACAGAAAUUUCUUCCUCCGUCUCUGCUCCGAGGUGCCUCUGCUGGAAGACACACUGAUGCGCAUUCUGGUGAUCGGCUUGUCACGUGAUUUGCCCCUGGGCCCAGCUGAUGCCAUGGAGCUGGCAGAUCACUUGGUUAAGAGGGCUGCGGGAGUUCAGUCCGAUGAUCUGGAGGUCCUGAGAGUGGAGAGGAUCCAGCUCAUUGAUGCCGUGCUGAAUCUGUGUACAUACCAUCACCCGGAGAACAUUCAGCUGCCAGCAGGGUACCAGCCGCCAAAUUUGGCGAUAUCCACGCUCUAUUGGAAGGCGUGGCUGCUGUUACUUGUGGUGGCUGCAUUUAAUCCACAGAGGAUAGGUCUGGCUGCCUGGGAUGGCUAUCCUACGCUGAAAAUGCUCAUGGAGAUGGUUAUGACAAAUAACUACACCUACCCUCCUUGCACCGUUGCGGACGAGGACACAAAGACCGAGAUGAUCAACAGGGAGCUGCAGAUCUCCCAAAGAGAGAAACAAGAGAUUCUGGCCUUUGAGAGCCACCUGGCAGCAGCUUCCACCAAGCAGACCAUCACAGAGAGCAACAGUUUACUGUUGUCUCAGCUUACCAGUCUGGAUCCACAGGGUCCUCCUCGUCGACCUCCACCGCAAGUCCAGGAGCAAGUAAAAAGCCUCAACCAGUCUCUGCGUCUGGGACACCUCCUGUGCCGCAGCCGCAACCCAGACUUCCUUCUCAACAUCAUCCAGAGACAGGCUUCCUCUCAGUCCAUGCCGUGGCUGGCUGAUUUGGUUCAGUCCAGUGAGGGGUCCUUGGAUGUGCUUCCAGUGCAGUGCCUGUGUGAAUUCCUUCUGCAUGACGCUGCAGAUGACAGUCUGCCAAUAGAGGAUGACGACGAAGGAGAGAGCAAAGAGCAGAGGGCCAAGAAGAGACAAAGACAACAAAAGCAAAGGCAGCUACUUGGGCGACUCCAGGAUCUCUUGUUAGGUCCUAAGGCUGAUGAACAGACGACAUGUGAAGUGCUGGAUUAUUUCCUCCGUCGUCUCAGCUCCUCUCAGGUGGCAUCGAGAGUCCUAGCCAUGAAGGGUUUGUCACUGGUGUUGAGUGAAGGAGGCUUGAAGGAUGGAGAUGAGCGGGAUCAACCCAUGGAAGAAGACUCUGCAGAUGCUGAGCUCUUGCCAGGGUACCAGUGGUUGCUACAAGACCUCCCAAAGCUCCCCUUGUUUGACAGCGUCAGGGGCAUGACGUCCACUGCUCUGCAACAGGCCAUUCACAUGGAGACAGAUCCACAGACCAUCAGUGCCUACCUCAUCUAUUUAUCCCAGCAUGCACCAGUAGAGGAGCAAGCCUCUCACAAUGACCUGGCUCUGGUAAUCACGGACGUUGCCCGGCUCAUCGUCGAACGCUCCACCAUCAUGAACAGCCUGUUCUCCAAACACUCCUCCAGGCCCGAGUCCGAUGCCGUGCUGUCUGCUUUCCUCACCAUCUUCUCCACUUACAUCAAGAGGAUGAGGAAGACCAAAGAGGGCGAGGAUCUUUACAGCUGGUCAGAAUCUCAGGAUCAGGUGUUUCUGCGUUGGACUACAGGAGAGACUGCUACGAUGCACAUCCUUGUAGUCCAUGCCAUGGUUAUCCUGCUGACUCUGGGGCCACCCAAAGGAGAGAGUGAUUUCUACGCUCUUUUGGACAUUUGGUUCCCUGACAAGAAACCUCUACCCACUGCCUUCCUGGUUGACACCUCUGAGGAGGCUCUUCUGCUGCCCGAUUGGUUGAAACUGAGGAUGAUCCGAUCAGAGGUUUCUCGAUUGGUUGAUGCAGCUUUGCAAGACCUGGAGCCUCAGCAGCUGCUGUUGUUUGUUCAGUCCUUUGGCAUUCCUGUAUCCAGCAUGAGCAAACUGCUGCAGUACCUGGAUCAGGCCGUUUCCCAUGAUCCUCAGACACUUGAGCAGAACAUCAUGGACAAGCACUACAUGGCCCACCUGGUUGAGGUGCAGCAUGAGCGAGGUGCCACUGGGGGGCACACUUUCCAUUCAUUAUUGAGCUCCUCUCUUCCUCCACACAGAGAUUCUGCUGAAUCAAGUAAGGCCAAAGUUACUGUGGAAACACCCCACAGCUCUGUGAAGAUGAGAGCAGCCAGUCAGCUUCCUGCAGUCGGACCUGACGAUGAUCUCACUGGCAUGUUGCUUCAGAUAUUCCCCUUAAAGGUGGACCCUCGCUGGCAUGGCCCACCUCCCAGCCAGCUCUCCCUGGCUCUGCAGCAAGCCCUGGCUAAAGAACUGAUGCGGGCUAAACAGGGCCAAGUUCAGCAGGGCGGGUUGGCAUUUCGCCUCCUGCAGGCCUUUGCUGCCCUGCUUACUUCUGCCCACGCAGGGCCUAUCGUCAUGUCAAUGCACCGCAGCCACGCCCUGUCCUGUCCUCUCAUGCGCCAGCUUCACCUCUACCAGCGCCUCGUGUCCCAGGACGUUGCUUUCUCCUCACUGUUCCUCAAGGUCAUUGUUGAGAUGUUAAUCUGGUUAGACAACCCAACUGUGGAGGCAGGACCUCUGAAGACUCUGCUCAGAUCCUUCGCCGGUCAAAACUCUCACAAACACAGGCACAAUGAUGUGAGGACGGGUUUCCUCCACCUGGCUGAGGCUUUGGCCUAUCACAGAGAUACUGAAGUGCCACUAAGAGCCAUCAUUGCAAUGCUGAAAGCUGGAGACAGAUGUAAUGCAGAAGCAGAGCUCAUUGGCAAAGUGUUACAGGGGCUGAUGGAGGUGAGGUCGCCGUAUUUAGAGGAGCUACUGUCUCUGCUGAUGACUGUGGGUACGCAGAACGGUACAGCUGGCCCUGUUGCCAUGGUGAUUUCCCUGCUGCUUCAGGAAAGCGAGGAGCGAGCUGUGAAAAAGGAAGUGGAUUCUAACAACAGCUCUGAGGUGACAAAGUCAGGACUGAGCUCCGGGCUGCUCGUCGAUUGGCUGGAGCAUCUUGACCCUGAGGUCACGUCAGUGUGUCCGGACCUUCAACAGAAACUGCUGUUUGCGCUCAACAAGGCACGUGGGACCGCUGCCUACAGACCCUAUCUUUUGGCCUUGCUUACACAUCAGUCAAACUGGUCCACCCUCCUGCAGUGUAUCAGUGCUCUUCUCGGCAAGCGCAGAGACUACAAACUGGACCCAUCAUCCGCCCUGGAUUUCCUGUGGGCGUGCAGCCACAUCCCGCGCAUCUGGCAAGGACGUGACCAGAAGAUCCCUCAAAAGAAAACUGAGAAGUUUGUGCUGCGACUCAGUUCGGAGGAGCUCAGCAGCCUGGUGGACCUGAUCCUAUCAGAGUCGGAGCUCAACGGUCACGAUUCACAACAUGAUGGCAAAAGCAGCGUGGACCAGGCCUCCUGCCCCCUCAUCCAGUCCAGGCUGCCCCUCCUUCACUCCUACUGCAGUGGAGAUCUGGAAAACAUCAAGAAAGUCUCAGAGUACCUUAUCAACUGCACAAAGAAAUGGGAGGACAGCGCGAUGAGUAAGCGGUGCCAGAACUUGCUGCUGCAGAUCUAUCUGCAUUUUCCUGAGGUCAUCCAGCACGUCACCCUGCCCGACGGCACUUUCAGCAGCGGAGGGGCUGCAGACGGCAGCAGCUGCAAGCUUGAUGUCCUGGUCCAUCGCCUGGUCACUCUGCUCGCUGAUAUAGGAGACUCUAAAUCUGCAGAGAACCGUGUGUCUGAUGCUAACCUUGCCUGUAGGAAGCUGGCUGUGUCGCACCCCGUCCUUUUGCUCAGACACCUGCCCAUGAUUGCAGGUCUUCUCCACGGUCGCAUUCACCUAAACAUGCACGAGUUUCGGCAGCAAAACCACAUGACCUUCUUCAGCAAUGCGCUCGCCAUCCUGGAGCUGCUGCAGCCGCUUGUUUUCCACAGCGACCACCAGAGGGCGCUUCAAGACUGCCUUCUGUCCUUCAUGAAGGUCCUUCAGAACUUUCAGAGGACUCGUUCUCCGUUGCUCUUCAUCAACAAAUUUCUGCAGUUCACACAGAAGUACAUAACGCACGAUGCGGCGACAGCCAUUCCCUAUCUACAGAAGCACUCUGACAUCUUACAGUGUCUGAGUGCAGAAAACCCUGACCUGGUCCAGCUGAAAUCCCUGCUGGCUGGACUCACUUUGCCAGUGAAAAGCUCUUCUGCAGAGGUCACCACAGAAGAAAGGGAUGACGACUUGUCCACUGGUUCCCUGCCCCUGGUCAACAUAUCCGCCUCAGUUUCACUGAGUGCGGCUGACAUGACAAUGUACCUGAAAAAGAUGUCAAGAGGCGAAGCCGUCGAGGACGUGUUAGAAGUGUUGACAGAGGUGGAUGAUAAGUCGAGGAGGAGCCCAGAGAUCAUCCAAUACUUCAUUAACGAUCUGCAGAGACUUAUGGUUUCCUCUGAGGAGCUGUGUCGGAACAUGGCCUUCAGUCUGGCCCUGCGCUGCAUGCAGAAUAAUCCCUGCCUGGCAACAGACUUCCUGCCGACUUUCAUGUACUGUAUGGGCAGCGGCAACUUCGACGUGGUACAGACUGCUCUCAGGAAUCUUCCAGAAUACGUGCUUCUCUGUCAGGAACAUGCAGACAUCUUGCUCCACAAGGCGUUUUUAGUGGGUAUCUAUGGACAAAUUGACACCAGUUCAAUGAUCUCAGAGUCUAUGAAAGUCCUUCACAUGGAAGCAACAACAUAACAACAAAGUGCACAACUCCACAUCUGAUUGGAAAUGGUGUCAUUCACUCUCUGCAUUCCACAGCUAGAUAAUUCUUUUUUUUUUAAUAGCCUUUAGUUCAAACGUUGCUCUAAUUUGAUGAUGGCAGAUUAACGAACUCUUUGGCUCUUCAAUGGUUCAGAUUAAAGGAUCCUCCAGUGAGCUGGUAGCUACCAGUGUUAUAAUUCAGCGACUUCAAAGAAUGUAUUAAAACUCCCUCUAAAUGAGUUGAAAAUGUAAUAAUUAAAACUGUGAAAUUGGUAAUUGUAAUAAAGUCACAAUUAGUGCGUCCAUUACUUUGUAAAGGAUGUAAAUUAUUUUUUAACUGAUAAUGUAACAAUACAUUAACCAAUAAUGAAAAAAGACAAAAACUGGAACAUUAUUAGGCGAUGUUAAUAUAUAUAAUGCGUGAAAGAUAACACAUAAUAUACAAAAUUGGAGAAAUAUUGAAAACAUAAUAAAUAGUGACAUAAUAAAUAGUCUUGUAUUACAAAUAUUUAAAAAAAAAAAAAAAAAAAACUUUUCAAUUAAAUUGAAAUAAUUAUAAAAGCAUUUUGGUUGCAUUUAGAGGGAGAUUUUUGCAUUUCUGCAGUUAUUAAAUUACCAGCCGUUCCAUUAUUCGGCACCACAAAUGUCAUUGUGUAUUUGGAAAUUGGCAACCUGGUUUUUGGCUUCAUAUUUUUAAAAGUUUAAAUAAAAAAUAUCAACAUUAUUUGUUUAAAAAAAAAAAAAAAAAAAGCACACCAAACAAUGUUGCCAAAAAAAUAAGAAGUCAAAACAGUUUUGUGCAUUCCUUUAACUGCUGAAAUUAAUGCUUUAAAGUCAUGAUGCUUUGCUGUUACUGAAACACCAUCUGUGAGCCGUCACUAAGAUGUGUGAACUGAAUAAAAUAAUUUUUAGGAAAUUA